AUGCACGGGCAACCAUGGCAUGGCCUGGCGGCCAUUGCUACCCUUGCGAGUUGCGCCCUUGCAAACCCUCUUGCGUAUUGGAACGUGGUAGGAAAUGCAAGCUUGAACACUGAGCGGUUGAUGGCGAGAAAUACUACUGAAUUCGACCUAGCAGAUCUUUCCUUCAUCAAAAGCAUGGCCGCCAUCGGUGACUCCUACUCGGCCGGCAUUGGCGCUGGUAGCCGGCUUGGAUCAUGCUAUGAUAAUUCGUAUCCUUAUCUUACCGAUGAACGGCUGGGGGAUCAAGCAGCACGCACUUUCUGGUUCGAAUCAUGUUCUGGGGCAGUCACGGACGAUGUCCUUAACGACCAGAUCCCUAACAUCAACGGGAACCAGCAGGUUAUAUUGCUAUCAGCUGGUGGCAAUGAUGCUGAGCUCUCAAACAUCCUGAACCAGUGUAUCUUCCAAUAG
Penicillium canescens is the source of this 450-nucleotide messenger RNA. RefSeq lists its product as uncharacterized. Gene Ontology annotation, molecular function: triacylglycerol lipase activity. Gene Ontology annotation, biological process: triglyceride catabolic process. The transcript has 3 exons. The record is from RefSeq and is a predicted model, not a curated record. NCBI's taxonomy places the organism in Eukaryota, Fungi, Ascomycota, Eurotiomycetes, Eurotiales, Aspergillaceae. Bases 1 to 450 code for a protein of 149 amino acids.